AUGGAUUGUGGAGCAUCCGCGCCAAUGCCAAUAGGCAAUCUACCCAACGAACGUUCAUCAUUAUUACCAACAUCAUCCACUACAUUAAAUCAACAAUUAGAUUUAAAUCAAAAUCCAAAACGAGAUCGUCGUCGAAUCGUCGUACCUUUAGAUGAACUUGUUCAAAAUUUUCUUCUUGUAUGGUUGGAUGAAAAAUUCGAUGAAUCAGUAGACGAUUAUGGUCAUUCAAUCAAACAGCUACGACGUACCGUUAAUAAGAUUGAAACAUUCUGCGAAACUGAUGAAUGUGUCGAGUAUAUGCUACAAUUUCAAAACCAAAAAAUACUUCUUAUUAUUUCUGGUGCUUUAUGUAACAGUGUUGUGCCACACAUACAUAAUAUGACACAACUGUAUUCAAUUUAUGUGUUCAGUCAAAAGAAAGAAAAGUAUGAAGAAUGGGCAAAAGACUGGUCCAAAGUGAAAGGUAUUUUCACUGAAAUUAUUCCAAUUUGUGAUGCAGUUCGACAAUCUGCUCGACAAUGUGACGAAGAUUCUGUCCCAAUCGGUUCUGAAAUCGAACCCUCAUUCAUGUAUACACAACUUUUCAAAGAAAUUAUUCUCACAAUCGAUUUUGAUAAAACGAAAGAAGUGAAAGAAUUAGUCGAAUAUGCCCGUAAACACCCGGGCUAUGUCGAAAAUAAUGCACAGUUGAAACUUAUCAAUAAAUUCGGUGAAGAGUACGGUGACGAUAAUAUAACCUUUGAAGUUAUUGAUAAACAUGAUAUCAAAGAGAAAACUCUCCCUCCGAAUCAUCCCUCCUUGGCUGCUUCCUACAACAAUAUCGGUAUGGUGUAUGAUGAAAUGGGCGAGUACUUGAAAGCACUUUCAUCGUAUGAACGAUCACUUGAAAUCCAAAAAAUAGCUCUCCCUCCGAAUCAUCCCGACUUGGCUGGUUCCUACAACAACAUCGGUUUGGUGUAUUAUAACAUGGGCGAGUACUUGAAAGCACUUUCAUCGUACGAACGAUCACUUGAAAUCCAAAAAAUAGCUCUUCCUCCGAAUCAUCCCGACUUGGCUACUUCCUACAACAACAUAGGUCUGGUGUAUGAUAAGAUGGGCGAGUACUCGAAAGCACUUUCAUCGUACGAACGAUCACUUGAAAUUCGAAAAAUAGCUCUCCCUCCGAAUCAUCCUGGCUUGGCUCAAUCCUACAACAACAUCGGUAUGGUGCACGAUAAGAUGGGCGAGUACUCGAAAGCACUUUCAUCGUAUGAACGAUCACUUGAAAUCCAAAAAAUAGCUCUCCCUCCGAAUCAUCCCGACUUGGCUUCUUCCUACAACAAUAUCGGUAUGCUGUAUUAUAACAUGGGCGAGUACACGAAAGCACUUUCAUCGCACGAACGAUCACUUGAAAUCAAAAAAAUAGCUCUCCCUCCGAAUCAUCCCUUAUUGGCUUCUUCCUACGGCAACAUCGGUAAUGUGUAUGAUAAAAUGGGCGAGUACUCGAAAGCACUUUCAUCGUAUGAACGAUCACUUGAAAUCAAAAAAAUAGCUCUCCCUCCGAAUCAUCCCGACUUGGCUACUUUCUACAACAACAUCGGUUUGGUGUAUUAUAACAUGGACGAGUACUCGAAAGCACUUUCAUAUUACAAAAAGGCGCAAGGAAUCUUCCAAAAAUCACUACCUCCAAAUCAUCCACAUAUUGCACUUGUGAAAAGAAACAUUGACAAUGUGAAAAAGAAAAAGUAA
Messenger RNA from Rotaria sordida, 1728 nucleotides. NCBI's taxonomy places the organism in Eukaryota, Metazoa, Rotifera, Eurotatoria, Philodinida, Philodinidae. The record is from the annotation of a GenBank genome assembly.